CUCAGCCCUCUUAGUCUAUAAAACGGUGUCGUUGCAUACGUUAAAUCUCACACGUUUCUGUCAGAGACAGGAGAAUCGGAGGGAAGAGACCAUUCACUUUUGAAAUCAAGGAAUUUCUAACACUUAUUACUUGACCAUCUCAAGUACCUGUACAAUCAUGCCUAUCACCAAAAUAUUUGCUCGUCAGAUAUUUGACAGUCGUGGAAAUCCAACAGUUGAGGUUGACCUUACCACUGACAAAGGUAUGUUCAGAGCAGCUGUCCCAAGUGGAGCAUCUACUGGAAUAUACGAAGCUCUUGAGCUUAGAGAUGGAGACAAGACAAAAUAUCAUGGCAAAAGUGUUGGAAAGGCUGUUGACAAUGUGAACAGUAUUAUAGCUCCAGCUCUUUUGGCCAAGAAUUUUGAAGCAACUCAGCAGGGGGAGAUUGAUGAAUUUAUGUUAUCAUUAGAUGGAACAGAAAAUAAAGCUAAACUUGGAGCUAAUUCUAUUUUGGGAGUAUCCUUGGCUGUUUGUAAAGCUGGAGCAGCACAAAAGGGUGUUCCCCUGUACCGUCACAUUGCUGACUUGGCUGGUUAUGGAGAUGUGAUCUUGCCAGUCCCUGCUUUUAACGUAAUCAAUGGGGGAAGUCAUGCUGGUAACAAGCUAGCUAUGCAGGAGUUUAUGAUCCUGCCAACUGGAGCUAGCUCCUUCACGGAGGCCAUGAAGAUGGGUAGUGAGGUGUAUCAUCAUUUGAAAAAUGUCAUCAAGAAGAGGUUUGGUCUUCAGGCCACUGCUGUCGGAGAUGAGGGAGGUUUUGCUCCUGACAUCCAGAGCAACAAGGAGGCCCUGGAACUUAUAAAAGAAGCUAUCCAAAUAGCUGGUUAUGUUGGUAAAAUUGAAAUUGGCAUGGAUGUGGCUGCUUCAGAGUUCCAUAAAGAGGGAAAGUAUGAUUUGGACUUCAAGAAUCCCAAUUCGGACUCUUCUCAGUGGCUCACACCUGAUGCACUUGCUGCCAUGUAUCAAGAAUUCAUUAGAGACUACCCUAUUGUAACUAUUGAAGAUCCAUUUGACCAAGAUCACUGGGAUGCUUGGACUUCUUUCCAGGCAGCUGUACAGAUUCAAGUUGUUGGUGAUGAUCUGACAGUAACAAACCCCAAGAGAAUCCAAAUGGCAGUGGAAAAGAAAUCUUGCAACUGUCUCCUGUUAAAAGUCAACCAGAUUGGAAGUGUAACUGAAGCCAUUAAGGCGCAUCAGCUAGCUAAAUCAAACAACUGGGGAACAAUGGUGAGUCAUCGUAGUGGUGAAACUGAAGAUACAACCAUUGCUGACCUGGUGGUUGGACUGUGCACAGGUCAGAUCAAAACAGGGGCUCCUUGUCGAUCUGAGCGACUUGCUAAAUACAACCAGAUCUUGAGAAUUGAGGAAGAGCUUGGUCCCAAAGCAAAGUAUGCUGGCAAGAACUUCCGGCACCCAGUUUAAGCUACUAUCUCUCAAUCUACCUUUUCAAUACUUUGCAUUUUUAGGUACUCCUAUGUCUUGGAAAACCUCAUAAUUAGAGUAGUUUUAAAGUUGAAAAUAUUACAGUACACAUGUUUUACUGGUUAAAUUAGAAUAGAGCUCUCAUUCCUUGGUGGACAAUGUAUUCUAAAUGGCACAUUAAUAAAGGCUGUAUUGUGACUGCGAA
Messenger RNA from Limulus polyphemus (Atlantic horseshoe crab), 1664 nucleotides. RefSeq names its product enolase. Gene Ontology annotation, cellular component: phosphopyruvate hydratase complex. The record is from RefSeq and is a predicted model, not a curated record. NCBI's taxonomy places the organism in Eukaryota, Metazoa, Arthropoda, Merostomata, Xiphosura, Limulidae. The transcript has 9 exons. Gene Ontology annotation, biological process: glycolytic process. The coding region runs from base 158 to 1459 and encodes 433 amino acids. Gene Ontology annotation, molecular function: magnesium ion binding; phosphopyruvate hydratase activity.